UGUUCUGCGGUGCUCAUAUUUAGCGCGCAGCCCCGCGCCGCGCCGGACCACUGACGGGAUCCCGCUCGUCACCGACGCCGCCCGGUCCGGUCCUGCCCGUCCUCCCGCAGCCCCGCUCCGCCAUGGCCGAGCCCAACAACCCCGAGUACGCCUCCUUCUUCGCCGUCAUGGGCGCCUCGGCCGCUAUGGUCUUCAGCGCCUUGGGAGCAGCCUAUGGUACAGCCAAGAGUGGCACAGGCAUCGCGGCAAUGUCGGUCAUGCGGCCCGAGCUGAUAAUGAAGUCCAUCAUUCCCGUGGUCAUGGCGGGUAUCAUCGCCAUCUACGGCUUAGUCGUGGCAGUCCUCAUCGCCAACUCUCUCACAUCUAACAUCACUCUCUUCAAGAGCUUUCUUCAGCUGGGCGCUGGGUUGAGCGUGGGUCUGAGCGGCCUGGCGGCCGGCUUCGCCAUCGGCAUCGUGGGCGACGCCGGGGUCCGGGGGACGGCGCAGCAGCCCCGGCUGUUCGUCGGAAUGAUCCUCAUCCUGAUCUUCGCCGAAGUGCUGGGUCUCUACGGCCUCAUCGUGGCCCUGAUCCUCUCCACAAAGUAACCUGCAACCCUCCCCGCCGGACCAGAGGGCAUCCCCCGACCCCCACCAGAAUCACACUUGCCCCACCCCCAUCCGAACGCCCCCCCUUGCGGCCCCCCCCCCCCCCGGAAUGGAAAUGGCCUCCACGAUGUGUAGAGUUGUGGCAGUGUGGUAGCUAAUCUCUCGUAAAUGUGCAGUGUACAAUAGUGACUCGUCCUCCUCUGUGUAGCCCGAUGCAAACCCAGGUGGGGUGGGGGAGGGUCCCUCCUCCCCCACCCCUCCAUCCCAACACCCCGUCCCGCCCCUUCUUGGCCUGCUUGGGGCUAGGGCAGGGAGCCCGAGCCGUCAUGCAUCCUUCACCCCCAAUUCUGCCGAUCGAGUACUCUAUGUAUAAAGAUAAAUUAGAAGUGUCACUUUUUUCUCUUCACUGGAUGUUUAUUUAUAAAGAUUUGCCAUGUUCAUAUACCUAUGGAGCCCAGAUCGUCCCCCUCCCGUGCUCUGUAUUACCCGUCUCUAGAGGUAGAUGACUACUCCGCUGUGGGGUGACAGAUGUGUACAGUGCCGAGAAGUCCGUGGAUGUAAUAAUUUGAAACUCCAGAUGGCUGUCGUGUCUUGGUGUUGGAGUAAGAAAAGUGUGUGUGUGUGUGUGUGUGUGUGUGAGUAUGCGCGUACACAUGUGUGCAUGUGUCUGCGCAUGGACAUGUCUGUGGGGGUGUUGGCUGGCAAAGGUACGGGCACUCAUGUGUGUAUUUCCAGGAGUGCAGUGCGUCAGCCCGCUCCGUGAACACGUUUGCAAAUAAAGGUCUCCACUAAAUUACCGGA
Molecule: messenger RNA, 1388 nt
Organism: Ornithorhynchus anatinus (platypus)
Lineage: Eukaryota; Metazoa; Chordata; Mammalia; Monotremata; Ornithorhynchidae
Gene: ATP6V0C
Product: ATPase H+ transporting V0 subunit c
Exons: 3
Coding region: 123-587 (154 amino acids)
Biological process (GO): proton transmembrane transport
Cellular component (GO): proton-transporting V-type ATPase, V0 domain
Molecular function (GO): proton-transporting ATPase activity, rotational mechanism
Source: RefSeq, a predicted model, not a curated record